Messenger RNA from Drosophila mauritiana, 2049 nucleotides. It is a transcript of the gene Seipin, whose product is annotated as seipin. The coding region runs from base 459 to 1571 and encodes 370 amino acids. Gene Ontology annotation, biological process: lipid storage; lipid droplet organization. The transcript is spliced from 3 exons. NCBI's taxonomy places the organism in Eukaryota, Metazoa, Arthropoda, Insecta, Diptera, Drosophilidae. Gene Ontology annotation, cellular component: endoplasmic reticulum membrane. The record is from RefSeq and is a predicted model, not a curated record.
AAAACUGAGCAACAAGUUGGACCAGCAAUCUGUCUUCUGUACUCAAAUCAAUGAAUUUGGCGCCUUGGGAUAAUAAACUUUGCAGGCCAAUCAUACGUCGUGUUGUCCAGUGUAAUCACUAUCAUUAUCACUCCGAAGCCAUAAAAUUGGAAACAAAAUCGUUUCGGCACUGACCUUUGAGCCGCCGGUACAACGUCUGGGAUCGCGGAUAGAUGGAUCACAGCCAUUGCGCCAUAUGUGAAUCAGCAGUCGAUAGUGCCCAUGCAAAUCCCAGUGAGAGAGAGAGAGGACUUCCAAGCGGUGGCCACUAUCGUGAAUUGGGAACUGGAAAUUGGAAAUUGGGCACUGGGGAUCGGGAAACGAUAAGCAAUCGCGGAUCGGCGCUGAUAGCAGCGGAAUACAAAAUACCUAGCUUGGCUAAUUGCUGUUCCAGUUGCAGCUAGUGCUCCUCUGCCACCAUGAACAUCCUGCUGCGCUUAAUCGUCUUCGCCCUGGAUCCUCUGGGUCUGGGCCGGCGCUUCCUCAUCCGGCCGGCCGUGAAUGUGGGCUGGAACGUCUACGAUCGCGUGCGCAGCAAGGCGGACGAGAAGGUGGGCACGGUGCGGGAGCUGGUCCUCCGACUGGGCCUCAUCGCCUUCGCCGUGGUGCUCAUCAUCUGGCUGGCGGUCUUCAUGUACGCCGCCUUCUACUACGUCUACAUGCCGGCCAUAUCGCACACUCGACCCGUCCACAUGCAGUUCAAAACCUGCCUGGAGACCAGCACGCCCUGCACAUUUCCGCACGCGCACGUCUCGCUGACCAAGAAGCAGCAGCUCCUGAUGGUUGGCCAGGCGUACAAGGUGAUCGUGAACAUCGACAUGCCGGAGUCGCCGCAGAAUCUCGAGCUGGGCAUGUUCAUGGUGUGCGCCGAGAUGAGGGACUACGACUCGAUGCUGAGGGGCCACUCCUGUCGGUCCGCCAUGAUGCGCUAUCGGUCGCCGCUGAUCCGCAUGAUCUCCACGUGGGCCCUGAGUCCGCUCUACGUGCUCGGCUGGAAGGAGGAGUUCCAGCAGGUGCCAGUGGAGAUAUUCUCGCGCUACCUGGAGGAGCGACAGCAUCCCAUAACGGACGUCUACGUGGAGAUACAGUCGCAGAAGAUCCAGUUCUACACGGUCACCCUGCACAUAGUCGCCGAUUUUACCGGGCUGCGGUACAUCAUGUUCAACUGGCCCGUCCUGUCGGCCAUAGUGGCCAUUAGCACCAAUCUGUUCUUUAUACUGGUCGUCUUUCUGCUCAGCUGGUACCACUGGUCCGACGCCAAGUGGCUGCACAGCGUGCAAAUCAAGUACGCCCGGCUCACGAAGUCGCUCGAACCCGACGUAAUGCUCUCCAAGGCGAGCAGCCUGCGCGACGACGACGACGACCUGGUUGCCUACAGUGAUAAGUCCGACAUUGCGGACGUGGGCGGUGACACGCUGAGCGACGUCGAUGCCGACGACUUGGUGCUGGUCAAGAAAUCCCGCGGUGGCAAGCGCGAAUCGCCCGAUGCGCUGCGUAAGCGUCCCACAAAGAAGACCACCGCGGACCAUUGAAAAGUGAAAGGGUGGAGUUGAAACGAGAUGGGAUGGAACGAAGGAGGGACCACCAUUUACCACCGAAGGCUAGACCACCGCCCGUGCGACGCUUGAGCCAAAGACUAAAUAGAUUUAGGACUAAGUUAGUGAACACAGCGACAGCCCACAGCCCACAGCCAGCUGAAGUAUUCCGGCGGAUUAGCCCACAGAGCUCAAGCUUCAACUAGUUCUUACUUAAGUGGUGGACAAAAGUGUAUCACAGUAUAGGUAUUAUUGCCCCAGUUAGAGAUUGCCUUGUAGAUUGCUGAACUGUGCAUUUUCGAUGCAGUUGCUCAUUCGUUGUUAUCUAUGCCCAGUUGGGAACUGCAAUCCAUUGAGCCAUGCAAGUCAAUUAGCUUAACAAGAAAGCAUUCCAUUUGUACAUGAAAUUUUACCAACAAAGGAAGUCGAAUCUAAUGAACUUGUAAACGAACGUGAAUUAAACAGUUUCUCUUGA